Molecule: messenger RNA, 704 nt
Organism: Zea mays
Lineage: Eukaryota; Viridiplantae; Streptophyta; Magnoliopsida; Poales; Poaceae
Product: blue copper protein
Cellular component (GO): plasma membrane
Molecular function (GO): electron transfer activity
Source: RefSeq, marked validated
GUCUCCUUUCCUACGCGGCUACGCCGGUCCGCCCACUGACUGUACGACAGCACUUCCGCCGCAGUUCACUUGCUCUCUGCCUCCUCUUCGCUCUUCUGCUCACAUAACCACGGCCGUCUCCCCAACGUGGUGCUCGCACCGCAGCCGCAAUGUCGUGGCUCCUUGUCGCCGCGGUGCUUGCCGGCUUCGCGCUUGGUCCCUCCGCCGGCACGGACCACAUCGUUGGGGCCAACCAUGGGUGGAACCCCAACAUCAACUACUCCCUCUGGUCCGGCAACCAGACCUUCUACGUCGGCGACCUCAUCUCGUUCCGGUAUCAGAAGGGGACGCAUAACGUGUUCGAGGUGAACGAGACGGGGUACGACAAUUGCACCAUGGCUGGGGUCGCCGGCAACUGGACCUCCGGCAAGGACUUCAUCCCACUCCCCGCCGCCCGCCGCUACUACUUUGUCUGCGGCAACGGCUUCUGCCUGCAAGGCAUGAAGGUCGCCAUCACUGUCCACCCGCUCCCGCACAACGCUACCUCCAAGGGCUCCAGCAGCCAUGCGGACACCGGCGCACAGGAAGAGGCCGCCGCGGCGGCGCUCGGGACCAGGAGCGCCGCGUGGCUGGCGACGCUCGCAGUCGCCGCAGCUGCAGUGGCUGCUUUCUGCUAGGAGCCUUAUUCCAUGCAUUCACUGAACAUUGUUCUAGUAUUUUUGUUU